This is a messenger RNA of Gloeophyllum trabeum ATCC 11539, 1650 nucleotides long. Its product is annotated as PIN domain-like protein. The record is from RefSeq and is a predicted model, not a curated record. The transcript is spliced from 6 exons. Gene Ontology annotation, cellular component: cytoplasm; nucleus. Lineage: Eukaryota; Fungi; Basidiomycota; Agaricomycetes; Gloeophyllales; Gloeophyllaceae. Gene Ontology annotation, molecular function: 5'-flap endonuclease activity; 5'-3' exonuclease activity; DNA binding. Bases 1 to 1650 code for a protein of 549 amino acids.
AUGGGAGUUUUGGGCCUAGUGCCGUUCUUACAGAAAAUCUGCCCGCAAGUUGUACAAACCCUCCCAAAUCGACUUAGACAUCUUUCCGGGAAGACGAUAGUUCUUGAUGGCACCCUCAUCACGCAACGCCUACAUUUUGCCCCUGCACCUCACCGGUAUCGCCAUGUCCUUGGGUGGUAUCGUCUCGUAAGAGAGCUCCGAAACUCUGAAGUCCGCGCAAUAUGUGUGUUCGACGGAAAAGAGCGUAGCGGGGCCAAACGCCUUGAGAUAGAAAGAAGGAGACAUAUUCGGAAGAUCGAUGCAGCUCGUGCUUCCGUUGAGGUUGAUAGGUUUCAACGCUUGAAGAAGCUCAAACGUCUGCUGAAUGCUUGCCGCGGCCUCGAAGCGGCCCAGAGAGAACAGGCUACUUCUACGUUACGGAGGUUAAUAGCCGAAAUUCCGGAUAGUGCCAUUGCAUCAUCAGUGGUUCCACCAUCGCAAGCGGUCUCCAGUGAUAUCUCGUCUGGAUGGCCUCUGCGUAGUCCAGCAACUAGCCAGGAAGGUUCCUUGUAUGAAUUUCUGGAAGACCGUCACAUCGAAGAAGCACUCAAUGACCAGGCUUCUGUCACAUCCUCUAACGCCCAAGCUGACGCCUGGCUGAAGGAUUUUCUUAUGCCGGCUGAACAAACAGAACCCAGUAUAUCUUCUGAGGCGAUACCUGACGCUCUGGCUGCAUUAUACCUUGACUAUCGUCGAAGCAUACCCACCGUUCAGUCACUGAUGUCCAUGGCUUCAAAUGCUACUGCCGCCCAUACUCCUUCUGCCACGACAGAUGUCACUGAAGUGAGCUCGGAGUACGCAAUGUCUAAGUCCCAACAUCAGUUAAUGUUGGAUGAGGGGAAGGUUUGGCUGGACCUGGCCGAUUUCAAUCCCGAUCCUAGAGAGGAAGGAAUGAAUGAUCAAAACCUCAUAUCUCUGGCGGAGCGGAGUCAGUUCGUCUCACAGUCGUAUGAACGACGAUGCAAUCCACCAACUGCGGAGACAUAUAAAGAGUCGCAGUUGAUACUCCGAGCUAUGGGAGUCCCGUGCGUCGAGUCAUCCGGACCUUACGAAGCAGAAGCAUUGGCCUCAUCUCUGGUUAUACAUGGUUAUGCCGACUACGUUGCUACUGAAGACACGGACGUCCUUGUGUACGAGGCACCGAUGAUCCGCAAUAUAACCAGUCGGAAGGAUCCUCUUGUCCUCCUUUCGGGCUCGGAGAUCCGCUCAGUCCUUCACUUGGACAGGUCAAGUUACAUCGACUUCGUGCUCUUGCUCGGCACGGACUUCUCUCAGCGAAUCAAGAACGUCGGACCGCACCGUGCUCUAAAGUUCAUUCGGCAGCAUGGUUCAAUUGAAGGAGUGAUCGAGCACGAGAAGCAGUUUCCUCCUCGCGUCGCUCCUCAGGCGUAUCUCCAGCAGGUCCAAGUAGCGCGCUUGGCGUUUACAACUCUGCCUCCCCUUCCGGAUCCGGAGGAGUUGCGGCAGAAGGAGUGGGAUAAUGCGCAGGUUCGCUCUCUCUUAGAGCGAUUCGGACUCCUCAGAGCUACUGCCGCGUACUUUCUUGAUGAUUGGGACUACCAGGAAGCACUCGCAGGUAACUACUUCAACGAUAAGCCGAGCUCAUUGUAG